AUGAAGUUCUCGACAGCAACCGCGAUGGUAUUGGGCAUGGCGCCCUUGGCGUUGGGCAAGGCGGUACGCAACGCCUACCCCGUUCGGCGAGACGGCCACAAGGUUGUUGCCGUCAGCGGCGGCGGCAAGAACAGCGUUCAGGCUUCCGAGCAGCAACUUGCUGAGCUCGCCCGCUUGAUCGGUCUCAACCGCGGCAGCGGCACCUCCAUCAACUUCCUCUGGGUUAACAUUGGUGGCGGCGCGGCAACCACUGUCGUUGGCGAGGCUCAAACCGUCACCGUCACUCAAACCGUUGGCGGCGGCGCUGGUGCCACCCCCCCCGCCCGCUGCACCGUCGGUGCUGGCGGCGCCACCCACAGUGUUACUGUUGGCGGCCCUCAGGGCCUCUCCUUCAACCCGCAGCAAAUAAGCGCCGCGAUUGGCGACACCGUCAUCUUCAGCUUCCUCAGCCAGAACCACACUGCUACCCAGUCCGCCUUCGACACCCCCUGCGCAGCCCUCGACGGCGGUAUGGACUCAGGUUACCAAGCCAACCCUAACAACACUGUCAACCCGCCUCCGCAAGUCGCGAUGCAGGUUAUGGUUGACACUCCGCUUUGGUUCUACUGCCGCCAGGGCAACCACUGCGGCAACGGUAUGGUCUUCAGCAUCAACCCCACCGCCGAGAAGACGCACGCACAGUUCCAGGCGCUUGCCAUCCAGCAGAACGGCAAGGGCGCGGGUGGUGCCAUCACUGGCAACCCGCCCAACGCUGACCCCAACGCUGGUACCGGCGGUGCCGCCGAUGCGUCCUCCGCUAUUGUCACCCCACCCGGUGCCACCCCCACCGAUGCUGCCGGCGCCGUCAACACAGGCAUCGCCACCGGCGUCGGCCAAGUCGGAGCCGACGGCUCGUGCGUUUGCGCCGUGCAAUGCAGCGUCGGCGGGUUCCCCAACCAGGCCGUUCAGGGCCGCGACAGCUUUGGCGGGUUUGGCGGCGCUAUCCCCAUGGCUAUGGUCGAGCCUGCGGCUCGCAAGGCGUAA
Messenger RNA from Chaetomium globosum CBS 148.51, 1023 nucleotides. RefSeq lists its product as uncharacterized. NCBI's taxonomy places the organism in Eukaryota, Fungi, Ascomycota, Sordariomycetes, Sordariales, Chaetomiaceae. The transcript has 4 exons. The record is from RefSeq and is a predicted model, not a curated record. Bases 1 to 1023 code for a protein of 340 amino acids.